AUGGGCUUUCUGAAUAAACUGGCAUGGGGUACAUUUAGCCAAUCCAGCCUCCGGAUCAGCGAGGCCGAGCCCAGGCCCAGCCCAAGAGUCAAACUAAUCAAAUUCUCCCCAUGCAGGCCCAUCUCCCUGAUGCAAAGGGAAAAUAUCCAAAGCCCAAUUCCUUCUCCUGGUGAACGGGUUAACUCCGGGUAUCAAACCGGCCGGAUCGUAAUUGCACACCACGUAAACCCCCUUUUGGUGGUUGCAGUAAACCGCCCCGCUGCACCCGACCCGCUGGGUUGUGCUCCAGAUCACGCUCAGGUAGUGCCCGCACUCGCACCCGGCCCGCUCAGGCUGGCACCGGCAAGCGUUCCGCGCGUGGUCGUACAGCUUCGACUCGGCGAACCAGUAGCCGACGGCGUCCGCCGGGCUGAACUCGUGGUAGCUCAUCCAGUAUAUGUUCUCGCCGUAGCCGUUGGUGGAGUGCCGGCGGUAGUCGCAGUCGCCGCGGCGCUGCUCCGCCCAGCCCCGCGCCGCCGCGGAGAGGACCGGGUCCCAAGAGAGCGGAGGCACGCCGGCGCGGAGGCGGAGGUCGUUGUGCGCUGUGAGAUACUCCUGCUGCUCGAGGUUGUACGACGGGACGAACGAUGCGGGCGGGUGGGCGGCGGCGGAGGCGCCGCGGCGCUUGAGCUUGUCCCUCGGGGUGUCGUGGUGGACCGUGGCGGAGGCGGCGGAGGCAAGGGCGGAGGCGAGGAGGAGGAAGCCCCAAAUUCUAGGGCUAGGCAUUUUUUUAUGGAAGCGAAGAAAGAGUAA
Striga asiatica is the source of this 792-nucleotide messenger RNA. NCBI's taxonomy places the organism in Eukaryota, Viridiplantae, Streptophyta, Magnoliopsida, Lamiales, Orobanchaceae. The record is from the annotation of a GenBank genome assembly.